GAGACUGCAGUAGGUUUUUACACCGCGUCGUUAACGGCUGUUGUUCGAGUUGUUUUCAUUGACGUUUGGAAGAGCGGUAGUUGCGACCUGUUUUACACAUUUAUAUUUUUAAGAGAGCAGGUAAGUAUUCGCACCCGACAGAACUUCGCGCGUCUCGUGCACUCUUGUAGUGUAGACGCCUGUCUCUAAAACAACAUUACCUAGGAUCACGAACUGUGAUGGAGUGGAGACAGCGGUCUGCGUUGGGUUACGAGACUGCUUACUCCGAAGCACAGAGAUGGAUAGAGGCAGUUACUAAGAAGAAGUUUGGGAGCAGUACUUUCCGGAGUUCUCUGGAGAAUGGAGUUCUGUUGUGUGAUCUGAUCAACAAGAUCAAGCCUGGCUUCAUUAAGAAACUAAACAGGCUAUCCACACCUAUUGCUGGCUUGGACAACCUCAACAUCUUCCUAAAAGCCUGUGUCAAGCUUGGACUAAAAGAGGCCCAGCUUUUCCACCCAGGAGACCUGCAAGACUUAUCCACACGUGUAACUGUCAAGCACCAGGAGAGCACCAGGAGACUCAAUAAUGUUUUGAUCACCAUAUAUUGGUUGGGCAGAAAGGCACAUGCUGAUCCUUUUUAUAAUGGACCUUACCUAAAACUAAAAGCUUUUGAAGGAUUGCUUGGCACAGCACUAUAUAAGACACUAGAGAACUGCACAUCACUGCAAGGAAGUGUGCGAAACAGCUCUUGUGGAGAUAGCUGGUACUUAGAGAAAGAAGAGCUCUUCCCAUUACGGGCUGGACACAGGAGAGAAGACUCCCUAGACAGUCUCGACUCACUAGAUUCCAUAACUCAAAGCACAUCUUCAGACGCUACGCUCAAAGGCAGCAGCGAGGGUUGUGGAAGUGACCCUGAAGCAGAGCUGAGCUUCAUGAUGUCGGAGAAUAAAGAAUACCGCCGCUCGCUGGUCUUAACUCCCAAGACCACCGCUUCGUUCAACCAGUUCCUGCCCUCCAAAGACAAGCAGUCAGGCUAUGUUCCAGCACCUUUGCGCAAGAAACGUGCAGAUCGAAAUGACGACAACAGACGAAGCUGGGGAAGUCCUCUGUACACAGAUGAGGACGGCACAUUUACUAGUCAUAAGAUGACAAGUUCAGACCUCUCCUCUAAUACCGAGAUGAAAUCCCAGACUUCUGUACCAGCUGCCCACCUGUCUUGGGCUUAUGAGUACGAGAGCAGCGAUUCAGAUGCAGAUCGUCCAGACCCUGAUGUGGUUCUAGAUGACCUUGCUAGCCGUAGAUUUCACAGCUCCUCUCCUGUCCCACCAACCAACUUUGCCUUACCCAUGAACCCGAUGGAGGCAGCUGCUCUCCCACGGAGCACCUGGUCACAGGUGGCUGUCACUAACAUGCCCUGGCAGACAAUGACCCACCUCAGCAGUCAGUCACAGCCUCUUCAGAGGACUUAUAGGAGGCCUGUGUCCACUGGCGUCUGCAUUUACGAUGACUCCGACGAAGAGGAUGAUGAGUUUGGCAAUGCUGACCCUGUUCAAGAUGACCUUUAUGCCCGUAAAGUAGGCCUGAUACCUCAACCCUCUGCCACGGUGCCUUAUGAUAAAUUUCUGCCCAAAUUCUGGACACCUGAGGAGGAUGCACAUGUGAAGAAGAUCAAACUGGGAUCCCAGCACCGCCCUUGGUAUAGGAAGAUCCAGGGUUUCAGCCGCAAGAAGUCAGGUUCGUCCUCAGAAGACUCAGACGGUGACGUCAGCCCCUGGCUCUCUGUACCCUCUUUCUCUCGCACUCAGUCUGAACCCCCUCACACUCAUGCACCUGAAGGCCCCGCCCACUCUAGCCUCACUUCCACUCCCAGCUCUCAAACACCACCCCCCAUGGUUGCUCAGCGGAGUGCUGGGCUGCCUAAGUUAAGGCCCCCUAAUUUUUGGCCCAGGCCGGAUCCCACCUCUGGCCCCAAACUCAUUAAAUGUGAAAAGCGUCCACUCCUUGGGCGUGAACACCCUAACGACCCAUACAACGUUUCUGCAGACAUCCUGCCUGACUUGGAAAAUGAUGAUAUGUUUACAAGGCGUACAAACACCUUCCACUCCAGCGAUGACCUGGCCAAGUUGAAGUACGGUAAAUUCCUGGCCCCUCGUCGCAGAUCAGAGGCUGAUGUUAAUGUGGUAAUUCAGCCCCGCCAUGAGGCUGAACCUGUUUACCCUGACUUAGAAAAAGACGAUGUGGUUUUUCGAAGGGUUCAGCAGCAAACCAGUCAACGCCCUCUUUCUGGGGCCCCUGAUAACUAUCACCCUGUGCCCAUUCCAGAGCCAUGGACUUUGCCACCAAAACUGCAGGCCAAGCUUCUGUGUGCCCCAUAUGAAACUAGACAGAAAGACCCCAAGCCAAGGAAUAAACAGGAAGCAGAAGAGCACCUGAAAACAGAUGACAUGCUUCUUAGGAAGCUAAGAGCAUUAAAUACGCAAGGAACAGCAAACAUUUCUGGUGCAAGACACAGUUUAGCUGUUACUCAAGGAGGUCCCAGUGUUCCAUUUCCUUGCAAUGAGGAAGACAUGCAGAAAUGGCAAGCCAUCAGAGAGGCCAGCCGUCUGAGAUACAGGAAGAGGCUGUUGGUGGAGAGACUGCAACAGAACAGUUCUGGUAGUGAUGGGAGCAAAUCAGUGAGUGAUAUUACAGAGGAUCAGAUUAACUUGAACUUGAGCAACUUGAGCAAGGAAGUCCGCUUUGAAGAGUUGCAGAAGUUGCAGAAAAAGUUGAAAGAGAGUGAGGACAAGUGGCAGGAUGAUCUUACAAGGUGGAAGAACAAGCGCAGGAGUGUGAAUUCUGAUAUCGUAAGGAAGAGAGAGGAGAGAGAGCAGAUUGAGCAGAUCACUUCAAGCAGUGGCCCCAGGAAAUCAAAAACCUUCAAGGAGAUGCAGGAUAAGAGAGAGAACCGAGAGCAAGGCAACUACAAUAACAGCUUUAACACAAGUGUUGAUGAUGUCUUUGAAGAACCUGUACCCAGAAUCAGAACUCUGCUACCACGUAGCCACACCAUUGAUGUCCCUUAUGCCCCUAUGGACAAACCUUCAUUACCCUCCGUGCCAUCUCUGAAGGAAGAGGAGCCUGUCGCUGGCACCCUGGCAUCGGACCAAACCGAUUGUUCUGCAAAACGUGAUCGCUCCAGCCCAGAGAUCCCUCUUUAUAUGACAAACAACAUUCAAGACAUCCAAACAGCCCGAAGCCUUCUAGAUGAUCCAGUUCCAGCUAUCCCCAACAGAAACACCAGCCUGAUCAAGCCCACCAGUGUCAGUAAACCAAACAACACCAGCAGCACCAUUCUGAACGGCUCUCAACAGUUGGAUUCGAUUAACAGCACUAAGCCAGUUGAGAACUCCAGCGGCCCCAUUAGUUCUUUGUAUAAACCCAAUUCAAUGGAGACAAAGCAGUCUGGGCUGGAUCGAGUUUCUGCCUCUGUCCCCAGGAGCUACCAGAGAUCAGAUAGCGCAAGGCUCACCUCUGUAGUCACGCCCAGACCAUUCGGCACACAGUCCAACCGAAUCACCUCCCUUCCCAGACCGUUCAUGACUGAUGUCUCUCAUAAGCGCAUGAAUGGAGAGACUGACAGCCUUAAGAAAACUACGAUUCCCUUCCACAAUGCUCAGUAUGUGACGAGGGAUGAAGAGCUCUCUCAGGGCAGCCCUGUACACAGCAGUAAUGAAGAAGAGGAGGAGGAGAAAGUGCGAUCAGCAUUACAAACCCCUUCUCCUGUCCCUCCAGUCAAUAGGGUGUUCCCCCUGCCCAAAGCUCCAUCCCCAAUCAGCCCUCCGAAUGAGGUGAGCUACAGUGACAUGAGAAUCAGCCUGAACCAGAAACCAAACAGCAGCCGAGACUUUGGCUUCCAGACUGACUGGGACUCUACAGGAGUCCGUGUCAAAUCUGUAGUGCCAGGCAGCCCAGCGGAGCUCGCUCAGGUGGAGGUUGGUGAUGAGAUCCUUACAGUGAACGGGCACAUGGUGGCAGAGAUGAGCUAUAAUGAGUGGAAGAACAGGAUGGAGGAGGCUUUGCAGCAGGGUAGUCUGCUCAUGGACAUCCGCAGACAUGGCAGGAAUAACUGGGGCAGAGACCAACCUUCCCUUCCAUAUAAAAGCCAUAAGACCAUCAAUCUGACAAGUAUGGAUCCUCUAGGUUCCCCUGAGUCAUACCGCAGCACCAACCUGGAUAAAGACACAGUUGUGAAAACCGUGAACGUCAGCUCUCAGCCUGGCAAUAAUUAUGGCUCGAAUGGGAUAAAUGGUGGUUUCCGCGAUGAAUCUGGGACCAUAAAUAAUAAAGAAUCUGAAUCCAUUUCUUUGAAAAACUUAAAAAGGAGAUCAGAGUUUUUUGAACAAGGUGGCUCUGAUGCAGCAAUAUCAGAUGUGCCCAUGUCCUCCGUCUCUACCCGCUGGUCCUGGGAACCAGAAGAAGAGCGCAGGCGACAAGAGAAAUGGCAGAAAGAGCAGGAGCGGUUGCUACAGGAGAAGUACAAGAAGGACCAAGAAAAACUUGACGAGGAGUGGAGAAAGGCCCAGCAGGACAUAGCGAAGGAGACCUCCAGAAACCAUGAGGAUCAGGAGUUGAGGUCUCUGGAGCUGGACAGACACAGCACCUACACAAAGCCUACUCCUCCUUGGGAGCUUGAGGCCUCCAGAUUGUCCCUGCAAGAGGAAGAGAGGAAGAAAAGACAGGAGGAAAUGCAGCGUUUAGAUGAAGAGAGGAGAAAAAGGGAGGAACAAGAGAACCUUGAGAAAAAGAGAAAGAAGAGAGAGGAGGAAGAGCGCCUCCAUCAGGAAAAGGAGAGGAAAAGAAGAGAGGAGGAGGAGAAGAGACAAGUGGAAGAGCAAAGGAGAAUUCAGGAGGAGAAAGAUAAGGUGGACGGCUAUGGCUAUACCAAUGUUUACUCUGACUUAUCCUACUCACACAGGGCCAUGUCCAAAUCCACUCCAGAGCUUGAUGAGGUUGCAAAACCCGAUAUUAAAGGUGUGUAUGGCAGGCACAGGGGUUUGGCUGGAUGGCUGUUGGAGGAGGAAAUUAAACGAAAGAAAAACCCUCAGAUCCAGAGACAGCUGGCUGCAAGUGAGCUAGAGCUCGAAAGGAGGAGCAUCCUCAAUGCCAUGAAAUACAGAGAUCCAGAGAGAGCAGCAAGCGGUGGUCUGGGUGAAGUCGGUAAGAAAGAGCUGCUGUCUCAGGCUGAGGUGGAUAGGCAGCAGAUCCUUCAGGAGAUGAAGAAGAAGACUCCCUUGAACACAGACAACAGCUGGAUUCGCCAGCAAAGUACUUCCAGCAACACUGCCAGAGAACCUGUCAGCCUGCCUAUCAGGAGGGGUGAGUCUCUUGACAACCUUGAUAUGCCUCAUUCAUCCUGGAGGUCAUCAUGGAGCACAUCUGACAGCACCUCGUCUAUACCAGACUACAGCCGGCCUCACUCUGCCCUCUCUGGCUCCUCAUCCUAUCAUAGUGGACGUCCAGGGUCUGCCACUCUGCAGGCAUCUCAGUCCAUGAGCUCCCUGAGACAGUCCUGGUCCCCAACCUCAGCUACUUCACCAGAGCCACAGCCUCAAGCUCCACCACGAAAUAGGUCAGUGAGUGGCAGGAAAAUCUGUUCGUUCUGUAAUACACCACUGGGCAAAGGAGCGGCAAUGAUCAUCGAGUCCCUGGGACUCUGUUAUCAUUUGAGUUGUUUCAAGUGUAUUGACUGCAGGUCGGAUUUGGGAGGCUCAGAAGCUGGAGCAGAAGUCAGAAUACGAAACCAACAGAUGUACUGUAGCUCCUGCUAUAUGCGACUCAAAACUGGGCAACCCACCGCCAUGUGACCGUGCUGUAUUGCAGCAGAUUGAGGAGGAACCAAUCACAGACAAGGACCUGUGAACACUAAGAGUUUGCUUGAGAAGUGAUGAGCAUUGAGUGGUUUAGCCACCCUUGAUUAUUCAAUGAGCUUCUAUUCUUCCUUUUUUUACUUAUUAGUGGGUGAGAUUCCAAAGGCUCUGUUUAUUUGAAAGUAUUAGUAAUUACCUGUACAAAAGGGAUGUGCAUGUACCUGCAAUUUAUCUAUGCAUUUAAAGAGAAUUCAUACACUGUCUUUUUCAUCACUGAAAGAUUCUGAUUACUUCUGCUUGGCUUAACUGACAACUGUAUGGUCCUAAAAGUAUUUAUAGAAAAUUAUAGAUAUUUGCUAUUUUAUUGUCAUUGCUUAUCUAGGUUUCUCCUGCAGUCUUUUCUAUUUAAGGGUUUGCUGACUAAAAUAUCUUAUUCCACCUCAUCUGUGUGCCUGUUGUGUUCUAAAGGAGAAAAGGUGAUUAAGGAGAAAUCCAUUAUGAAUUUAUUUAAAAGUGGCAUGGUUAGUAAGAAGCACUCAUGAGUUAUAUACUCUUUCAUUGGUAGACUUUAUUUUAUGUAUCUAUUUUAAGUUUUCUGCAGAGGAAAAAAAGAGAUUGAUGUGGACCUGAAGCGGCUCACUCAGCAAUAAUUGUAAAUAAAAUGACUAAACAAUAAAUCUCUCC
Molecule: messenger RNA, 6512 nt
Organism: Myxocyprinus asiaticus (Chinese sucker)
Lineage: Eukaryota; Metazoa; Chordata; Actinopteri; Cypriniformes; Catostomidae
Gene: lmo7a
Product: LIM domain 7a
Exons: 34
Coding region: 219-5825 (1868 amino acids)
Biological process (GO): regulation of signaling; regulation of cell adhesion
Molecular function (GO): protein binding
Source: RefSeq, a predicted model, not a curated record